Molecule: messenger RNA, 1864 nt
Organism: Linepithema humile (Argentine ant)
Lineage: Eukaryota; Metazoa; Arthropoda; Insecta; Hymenoptera; Formicidae
Product: ras guanine nucleotide exchange factor B-like
Source: RefSeq, a predicted model, not a curated record
ACGAGAGGUUGAAGUGUCGUAUCAGUCGCAGACGAACAGGAAGAACAGUAACAACAGUGAAAACAGAAGGGAAGAAAUCGAGAUGCUUCUACAUCGAGGAUUAUUCUUAGCGACGCUAAUAUCAGCAGUCAGCGUCGUAUUUGCCGACAUCCUCGUUCAACCUGUUACAUACAGUGACCAGCCAAAUAAUGUGCAACCUGAUUCAGAUUAUAUUUGCCUUGUGCCGAUGGAAGAAUCGUAUGCACAACCAGAUCAAUACGUAGCAAUAGCAGAGCCGCAGCAGCUUCAAGCAGAGCCGCAGCAGCUUCAAACAGAGCCGCAGCAGUUUCAAACAGAGCCGCAACAGUUUCGAAUAGCGUUCCAGCAGCUUCAAACAGAGCCGCAGCAGCUUCAAAUAGAGCCGCAGCAGCUUCAAGAACAUCCUGAUAAUUCAAAUUUGCAAACUGUAGAAUUUAUACAAUUAGCAGAGCCGAGUUAUUGGUCCUCUCAUGUUUCUAGAAGUCACGGAAGUUACACAAAGAUAGGAGGCCGCGGAUACACGCGACCCACGGUGAUUAUUAAAUACCCUAAGUCAGCGCAUCGCCGAUAUAGAAGAUCAACCGAAACUACAAGCAAUGAAUCCAGCGAGCCUGCGAGCACUACGUAUGCCAAUGAUGUGGCCGAGGAGUCGGCCUUAGUCGGCGGUAAGCUUCUUCAGUUCAAUGGCUCUUUACUUCCAAAAAACCAGCUCACCGAUACUAAUAAUAAGCAUGUGACAAGCCAUCAGCUCACCAAUGACGACGCCGCAAUUGGAAAAGAACAACUGGAUCAGGAAGCACUUUAUCAAGAUUCACAAAAUGCACAAUCCGAUAGCAAUAAGAAAAAGAGAUGUGCCAUUGGAAGGUCAUCACAAUACGUAGAAACAUAUACAUAUCCAAGUGCCAACCAUCCCCUUUUAAGAUCGAGAAGACAAUAUACAGAAUAUUAUAUACCGAAUCUGAAUCUGGAAAAGAGACAUGUCAUUACAACCAGGUCACCAGAUAAUAUAGAGGCAUAUGAACAUCCAACUGGCAACCCCCUCUUAAGAUCAUAUACGAAUGUAAUUCUACGAAGAGCGCAACCAUCCAGCAACCUCCAGAGAAGUUACAAUCCUCUCCAAGAGUAUAGUAGCGACACAAUGCGAUGGAGGAGAAGUCUGAAAAAGAGACAGGCCGAUCUAUCAUCCCUGACAAGUUUGACAAGUGAUGAGUCCGUCUCAAAGAUGCCAUAUACGAUUAUGACUCUGGGUGACUGGAUGCAAAGAGCGAUAGGCGCUAGAUUGUCCGACUUAACAUCCAAUCCUCUCCAAUCCUCCAAUCCUUCCAAUCCUCUCCAAUCCUCCAAUCCUUCCAAUCCUCUCCAAUCCUCCAAUCCUUCCAAUCCUCUCUUAAGAAAACAUAUUCGAAGCCAAUAUAGCUGGCCUCCUAAAGACUCUGGACCUGUACAAAAGGUUGACCAUUUUGUUGAUGAUGAGCGUUAUUGGUGAGGUAACUCAUAUUUUAUGUUACGCUAAUUCUGUCGCGUAACUUUUAUAUGUAUUACUGCCUCACUCCUACCGCGACUUACAAUGCACCCGUUUUACCGCACGAUUUCGUCCCAGGCUUAUUAUUAGUAAGGUACUGUUAUAGAUACGAUGUUAUUAUCGAUUUACAUCGCGUCACCUUGGAGUAGCGAGUCGAUUGACCGUAAUUAUUUUUCAUGAUCUAUUUGUUAUAAUUACUCUCGUACGCAGCAUUUUAUGCGAGCGUGCGUCUCUUAUUAAUUCCGUCCACUUAUUGUUAGAAGUUGAAGUUUUAUGUAUGUAAUAGUGUCUUAAUAAUUAAUAAACUAUAAUGCAGCAUCAUAA